GAUUUGUAACGGUGCUGUGACGCAGAGUCAAUAUUUCGUGUGACCUGCAGGUAGAAUAUAUGUACACGUGACGUCAUGGCCAGGUGCAUAUUAUUUCAUGUACGUCUUUGUAACACAUAACCUAUUCGCGUAGUCUAAACAAAACUUGUCCACUUUCUUAAUUAAGGAAACAACUUGAUAAUAAAAUCAUGGAAAAUGAACAGAAACUUUGCAUUCCUAAAAUCCCUUUCGGACACUCUGGUGAUCCCAGCGAUUUUACCUUAUUCGGCAACAAUAUUGAGGAUAGUAUACUUGACAAAAAUAGUUCAGCAGAAAAAGAAUACACGCAAGUCUCUUCAAUUUUCAAAGAGAACAGGGAGAGGAAUACUGAUGGGUUAGGGAAAAGACAUUGCAAUAUUUCCUCAUCAGAAUAUCUACAGGGGGAAUCUUCUUCGUGGCCUAAUAGAUCUAGCCCCAUACCGGUUUCAAAUACUAGUCCAAAAGAUGGUGUCUCACAGAUGAAUCAAACUUUUAAAAAAAUCUUGGAAUUCAAGUCAUGCAAGUUGUACCCUCCCAAACCUGGCGAUACAGAAUAUUCCACUCGCACCAAACCGCCUGGAUGUAAGACAGUAUGUGCGAGAGGGUUACCGCGGUGUGUUUCCAAACACACAAUGAGAGAGAUAUUUAAAGUGUAUGGCAAAAUCAAGGACCUGAAGAUGGAGAAAGAUUGCUGUUACAUACAGUUUGUAGAAGAAUCGUCUGUGGAUCCUGCUAUGUCUUUAUCGGGCUUUAGAAUAGUUAUGCAAGACCGUCUAGGUGGAUUGAUUUCCCGGUUGAUAUGCAUGGAUUAUGCAAAGGAAGAAGGUGGGCAAGGCUUAUCACAAGUGUCAGAUGAUCUACAACCUACUGUAGAUAAGGUCCAGCAUCCUGAAGUACAAGCUGUCAUCUGCACAGAAAGUGCCUUAACCAAUGCCUUCGCAGUCAUCAAACAAAGGGACAAAUUUACUGACGCCGUACAGCUCUUGAUAUCUUGGUUGGAAAAAGGAGAUUGCAAUACGAAACGAUAUCAAAAAUUUUUUGAGAUGAUUGCAAUAGCCAAGAAUCACGUUGAUAGACUGUUGGCUCUUAGAAAAAAAUUAUUAGAUGAUACGAAUAAAUCGACUUUUCAACGCAGAGAGGAAGCUGAUGAGAUUUCUUCACAAAUCAGUCAUAUCGAGAUGCUCUACACUACUAUCUGCCAAAAGAAGGUAAUGGACCGUUUCUCGGUUGCUCAAAGAAGAAUACUACAUUCAGAGCGUCUUAACUCAGAUAUUUCAGGUACUUUAGAUUGCGAAACGCCCCUGAUACAUGGCAGCGGUUAA
Messenger RNA from Leptinotarsa decemlineata (Colorado potato beetle), 1340 nucleotides. RefSeq lists its product as uncharacterized. Lineage: Eukaryota; Metazoa; Arthropoda; Insecta; Coleoptera; Chrysomelidae. Gene Ontology annotation, cellular component: external side of plasma membrane; plasma membrane. Gene Ontology annotation, biological process: ultradian rhythm. The record is from RefSeq and is a predicted model, not a curated record. Gene Ontology annotation, molecular function: oxidoreductase activity; RNA binding.